ACUCAAAUAUGGCAAAACCUAUAAAAACCAGAUGUCUCUGUCUAUUGCCAUAUCAUCAUUGUGAUUUGUGCCGUCGACCUCUCCGAAAAUAUAACCAUUUUCUUUUUUUGGAGUCUUUCUUUACAACAACUAUAUUCCCACUUUCUUUCCAUCAUCAUUCUUUUAUACACAAAUUCGAGAGAAAAAAAAAAAUUCUAUAUACAAAGACAGAAUUACAUAUGAUAUGAGCUUGUAGUAACAGAAUCUCGUAAAAAUGGCGCCGGAGCCUCUCCGCAAUGAUCCUUUUCCUGAAAUUCGCCGUGCAGAUGAUGCUGGUGCUGCUUUUGUUUUAGAAUCCAAAGGGGAAUGGUGGCAUGCAGGAUUUCAUUUGACGACGGCGAUAGUAGGUCCAACGGUACUAACAUUGCCGUAUGCAUUCAGAGGGCUAGGAUGGGGAUUGGGUUUCUUGUGUUUAACUGUGAUGGGAUUGGUCACUUUUUACUCUUACUAUCUCAUGUCAUUGGUUCUUGAUCACUGUGAGAAGUCCGGUCGACGCCAUAUCCGAUUCAGAGAACUUGCUGCUGACGUUUUAGGCUCUGGGUGGAUGUUUUAUUUUGUGGUACUCAUUCAGACAGCAGUCAACACUGGCAUUAGCAUAGGAGCAAUUCUGCUUGCCGGAGAAUGCAUUCAGAUCAUGUACUCCGAACUUUCUCCACACGGGCCACUGAAAUUGUAUCACUUCAUUGCAAUGGUUACAGUAGUAAUGAUAUUUCUCUCUCAAUUUCCAUCCUUCCACUCCCUGAGGCACAUCAACUUGGUGUCAUUGUUUCUUAGCUUGGGCUACACUUUCCUAGUUGUUGGCGCGUGUAUUAAUGCCGGUAAAUCAAAAAAUGCACCUCCGAGAGAUUACUCCUUAGAAGCCUCACAACUAUCACGGGUAUUUAGCGCUUCCACUUCUAUCUCCAUUAUUGCAGCUAUAUUUGGGAAUGGAAUACUACCCGAAAUACAGGCGACUCUUGCUCCGCCAGCGACAGGAAAGAUGUUGAAAGGCCUUAUGUUGUGCUACUCUGUAAUUUUGGUUACUUUCUACUCUGCUGCUGUUUCUGGAUACUGGGUGUUUGGAAACAAAGCCAAUUCAAACAUUCUCAAGAGUUUAAUGCCAGAUGAAGGACCUUCCUUGGCACCGACAUGGGUAUUAGGUCUUGCAGUCGUCUUUAUUCUUCUUCAGCUCUUUGCCAUUGGUUUGGUAUAUUCUCAAGUUGCUUAUGAAAUCAUGGAAAAGAAGUCGGCUGAUGCAAACAAGGCUGUCUUCUCUCCUCGAAACCUAAUCCCGAGGAUAAUCCUCAGAACGCUGUACAUGGCCCUUUGCGGAUUCUUUGCAGCUAUGUUGCCAUUCUUUGGUGACAUUAACGGCGUUGUAGGAGCCAUUGGUUUUAUACCUCUUGAUUUUGUUCUCCCAAUGCUACUUUACAACAUGACUUUCAAACCAAAGAAGUCAUCUGUUACCUUUUGGAUAAAUACUUCUAUAAUGGUUGUGUUCUCUGGUGCUGGACUUCUAGGAUCCUUUUCUUCUAUAAGGAAGUUGGUUCUAGAUGCCAAUAAAUUUAAGCUUUUUAGUAGUGACAUUGUUGAUUAACCUCUUUGUUUAGAUGAUAACUGUAUACUAAUUUUCUUACAUCUAUGUAUGGAAGUUGUAUAUCUAUCGAGAUUCGGGAAUCUGAAUUUCAACAAGUAGCUGUCUAGUCUUUGCAUAACCAGAAUUGUUCUAAAAAAAAGGGCAGCCGGAUGCAAUAAGCUCCUGCUAUGCGCGGGGCCGGAGAAGAGGCGGACCAGAAGGGUCUAUUGUAUGCAGUCUUACCCUGAAUUUCUGCAAGAGGCUAUUUCCAUGGCUCGAACCGUGACUUCAUGGUCACAUGGCAGGUAGACAAAUUUGAAGGUGUCUACUGACUUAGAGAUUUUCAUGUUCUCUCUUCAUGUGACAUUGAUGCACUGUUUAUUGCUCAGUAUAUAUGAAGCCUUUUUUCUUUAAUUA
This is a messenger RNA of Nicotiana attenuata, 2011 nucleotides long. RefSeq names its product probable GABA transporter 2. Bases 254 to 1615 code for a protein of 453 amino acids. NCBI's taxonomy places the organism in Eukaryota, Viridiplantae, Streptophyta, Magnoliopsida, Solanales, Solanaceae. Gene Ontology annotation, cellular component: plasma membrane. The transcript is spliced from 7 exons. The record is from RefSeq and is a predicted model, not a curated record.